AUGGCUGAGGAGAGAGAUAGAGGGGAGACUUGUGGAUUGUCAUGGAGGUCGAGGAACAAGAGAAUAUUCGUCGCUGGUGAAGUGGCGGCAGAAUCCGAUACUUCUUCGCCUAUCUCCCCGUUCCCUGAGCCGUUCGGCUCAUCCCCUUUCGUUCACUUCGCUGAUACGCGGCUCACCGACUUCUUACCUGUCCUCUUCGCUGCUUCGUGGAAUUUUAUGAAGCUGCUCCAUGAAGGAGAAGGUGCUAAUAUUCAGCCAGUACAUCCAACUGCUCGAGCUCAUAAAGGAUCAGCUGAAAGAAAUCUUACUGGUGGGCCGAGCUUCUGGUGGGCCGAGGGAAAAGAGAUUUUGCAGAUGCAAGGGAAGCUCGACCAAAAACAUCGGCAGAUAUUCAUAAAGUUGUUCAAUGAAAAGCAAAAUGAGUCAAAGUUUUCUGCACCUAAUUUGACCUACGCCUUUAUGCCACUGGAAUCAGCAUCGGAACAGGAGGGGGAGGGUUCUGACCCCGUGCCGAAGUUUGUCGAGGUUGUUCAUCGCAUGUACGGCGAAUUGAGGGGAAACUCUGACUACACGAAAUCCUGA
Striga asiatica is the source of this 582-nucleotide messenger RNA. NCBI's taxonomy places the organism in Eukaryota, Viridiplantae, Streptophyta, Magnoliopsida, Lamiales, Orobanchaceae. The record is from the annotation of a GenBank genome assembly.